UUUGCCGGACAAUUUUGGAACUUUCUCAUAAGGCGUAGUUUCUUCUCCGUCGGAUUCGACACGUUUCCGUGCACCGGAUGGUGUGCUGAAAAUUGCAUAAAUCUCCGGUGCAUGUCCGAAUAUCGAUCGCAAACAAAGUGUACCGGAGUGUUUAUGUUUCGCGCAGUGUGAAUCACCCGGCGACAGGUUCGUGCAAGUCGCGGGCGACGAACGCUUCGGAGGAAUCCCCGUCAACGGAUCAGCGUUGCUAGCAAAAAUCCCCUCGAGUUUCGCGCAGACUUGGUGGCGAAUUGUUGCUUCGCAAGAGACGGGUUCUAACAGUGCGUCUUUGCGUUUACCGGAAACGUAGUGCACUGUUUCUCGUUCGUUCUGUCAUUCCGGUUACGUGAUAAUGGACUCGGAAGAAGAACGGCUCCGUUCUUUCGUGAAUUGGGCAGAUUUCGCUUCGGUAGGUUCCGUACUGGCCAACGACGGCUUUUAUGCAGUGCCCGGAGGUUAUCCGAGGGUGAGGUGCCACAGUUGCGAUUUGGUAGUUAUAUUGCACUGGAACUCUAACGAAAGGACAAACGCGUCCCGCGUUAAAGAAAUACACCGGAGCCGGAGUCCACCCUGUGCGUUUCUGCUUGGCCAGCAGCCCACCACCAAUAACACUCGGCCCGAAAGUCCCAGCGAAAUGAAGGAUGAACAGAAACGGUUGGAGUCUUUCGUGAACUGGCCCGUUGCGUUCAUGCAACCGGUGGCACUGGCCAAGGCCGGUUUCUACUACACGCAGCGCUCGGACGAGGUGGAGUGUCCCUGGUGUUUCGUCGUGAUCGGUCGCUGGGAAGUAGGAGAUGAUCCGUUCACCGAGCAUGCUCGAUUUUUCCCGUCCUGCCAGAAGGUGAUCGCAAACGCUCUCGUUAGCUCCGAUCCACCACCGGACCCCUCGAUCGGCAUCCAGCCCGUCCAGCUCCCACACAAUCCCACGUACAGCUCGCUCGAUGCGCGGAUUCGGUCGUUCGAAAACUGGAACCACGAAGCUAUACAGCGUGGGACAGGAUUGGCAGAGGCCGGCUUCUACUAUCUUGGUGAAGCGGAUGAGGUGCGCUGCUUUCACUGCGAUGGCGGGUUACGCCUGUGGCUUCCGACGGAUGAUCCAUGGUUCGAGCAUGCCCGUUGCUUCGCUGACUGUCAGUUCCUUCUGCUCGUCAAGGGGCAACAGUUCGUUGAGAACGUGCAGGGACGGGUGGCCCAGCACACAGAAGCCGGCUCAGAGCAGCAGAUGCAGCAGCAUCAACAGGGUGCAACCGAAAGCAUCAGCGUUGUAGAUGCUCGCGCUCCGAUCACUCCCCGCCGUAUGACCCUGGAUGAUGCUCUCACAACCGAACCGGUUCAGAUGGCCCUUCAGAUGGGGCUGAACAUUGGGCGCAUCCGUGCGGCCACAAUGCGUAAGCUGCACACCACCGGAGAGCCGUAUCUCAACUCGCAGCAACUUGUCGAGGCGAUACUAGAGGAUCAGCUGGAAGAGGAGGACAUUGAACCGUCCACCUCCUCGUGGAUGGAUCGUCGAUCCGCGUCAAUGGAUCUGCCUUGCCGACAGGAACAGCAGCAAGAAAGAGCAGGCUCCCCAAAAGGAUGCGCCAACUCUGCCGCUGACGCUUCGUUGCGUGCCGCAACUGAUUGUGAACCCGAGAAGCGACCCGAAGUACCUGAGCCGAACGCGCCAAACACGCUCACUGAAGAGGCGGCCCAGCGGCUGCAGGAGGAAAACAAGCGACUGAAGGAUGCACGAGAGUGCAAGAUCUGCAUGUCUGAGGAAGUGGGUGUAGUGUUCUGUCCUUGCGGACAUUUGGUCUCGUGCGUCCAGUGCGCACCGGCCAUGCUUUCCUGCCCCGUGUGCCGGGCUAAGAUUAAGGGAAGAGUCCGAACGUUCCUGCCGUAAAACAAAACACUCCGGAUGUGACCCUCAAAUGGGGGUCGUUCGCAGCGCUCAGGACUUCUCGAGCCAAGUAUUUGGGAUUCUCCGAGCACAAGGCCACAUUUUUGCCCCUGUAGUUCGAUAUCACCAACCACGUGGGAUAUCAACCGUGGCGUUCUGUAAAUGUCACUUUAGUAUAAGCGAACUGGUUUUGUUAGUGCACAAGCGCACGAGACGUGUGUCAACGUGAGAUCUUAGAAUUAGAAGAAGACCGCAAGUACUGAACAAAUUGAAAAGGAAAGAGAGAUUGACCUCUAUUGAACACUUUACUUCGGG
Anopheles cruzii is the source of this 2233-nucleotide messenger RNA. RefSeq names its product death-associated inhibitor of apoptosis 2 (gene Diap2). Bases 392 to 1921 code for a protein of 509 amino acids. The transcript has 3 exons. The record is from RefSeq and is a predicted model, not a curated record. Gene Ontology annotation, molecular function: ubiquitin protein ligase activity; cysteine-type endopeptidase inhibitor activity involved in apoptotic process. Lineage: Eukaryota; Metazoa; Arthropoda; Insecta; Diptera; Culicidae. Gene Ontology annotation, biological process: positive regulation of protein ubiquitination; regulation of cell cycle; negative regulation of apoptotic process. Gene Ontology annotation, cellular component: nucleus; cytoplasm.